Molecule: messenger RNA, 1230 nt
Organism: Magallana angulata
Lineage: Eukaryota; Metazoa; Mollusca; Bivalvia; Ostreida; Ostreidae
Exons: 1
Coding region: 1-1230 (409 amino acids)
Source: RefSeq, a predicted model, not a curated record
AUGGGACAACAGAAGACAGAAAAUUGUUAUAUUCUCUCUGGACUUGAAAUAACUGACGUGAAUGGUGACAAUCCAAUAGAUCUUCCUCCUAUUUACACACAACCAGAAUUACCUGUGUCCAGGAAAGACAUAAUUUCACUGGAGGACCUUCAAAGAUGGCCGCAUUUAAGAGACAUUCACAUUGACAGAAUACCAAUAGAUAGUGAUAUCGGUUUGUUAAUCGGUGUCAAUGUUCCUAAAGCAAUGGAACCAUGGGACAUAAUUCCUAGUAAAGACAAUGGUCCAUUUGCUAUGAAGACUCUCCUUGGUUGGGUAAUCAAUGGACCAAUCGACACAGUUCCAGAAAAUGGCAUUUUCAACACAUUCGUCACGGUCAAUCGCAUUGAUGCAAGAUUAGAAGAACAGAUAAGAAACCAGUUUAAUCAUGACUUUUGUGAGCGGGCGAUCGAUGAUGUUCCAGAGCCGUCAAAGGAAGAUAACACUUUCGUAGAAUUGGUAAAAAAGUCAGUUCAUUUUGAGGAUGGACAUUAUAUCAUUGACUUACCUUUCAAAUCUAAAACUGUUACAAUGCCUAACAACAGAAAACAAGCAGAACAGAGACUGAUUUCAUUAUCCCGAAAAUUUGAAAACAACAUUGAAUUUUGUGACAGUUAUAAAGCAUUUAUGGACAAAAUUAUCAGUGAAGGUUACGCACAACAAGUUCCUACUGAGAACCUACAACAAAACGAUGGACGUGUGUGGUAUUUGCCGCAUCAUGGUGUAAUUCAUCCCAAGAAGAAUAAACUGCGUGUUGUAUUCGAUUGUGCAGCCAAGUUCAAGGGAACUUCACUAAAUAAUCAGUUGUUACAAGGCACUAAAUUGACAAACACACUUAUUGGAACUCUGAUCAGAUUUCGGGAAGAUGAGAUAGCUGUAAUGGGUGAUAUUGACAGCAUGUUCUACCAAGUGCGUGUACCUCUCCAGGAUGCUUCAUUUCUUCGAUUCCUGUGGUGGAAAGAUGGAGAUCCUUCGAAAAGUGUAACUGAAUACCAAAUGGUUGUGCAUUUGUUUGGUGCAACAUCUUCACCUAGUUGUGCCAACUUUUGUCUUCGAAAAACAGCUCAGGAUUGGAAAGGAUAUUCCAGUGAAGAGACUGUUAACACCGUUCUCAAAAACUUCUACGUAGAUGAUUGUCUUAAGUCUGUCAAAUCUGUGAACGAAGCUGUAAUCUUAGUGAAAGACUUACAAUGA